UGUUCCGAGGUCUCAGCUCGACCUUCCAACACCAGCACGAGGACGUCUCAUCUCAACCGUCGGCAUGAACUCGCUUCUCCGCCGCGCGCUCUCUGCCCCCUCUCCGCCGGCGCGUCUGCAGAGAGCGCUCCUCUCGGCGCCUCUCUCUCCUCCGCCGGCAGGCCCUCCCCAGCCAUGCCGCCCCUCCGCGCCGCAGCCGCUGGAGCCACCGAGGCAGCGAGCGUUCCACGCCUCCCCUGGACCCCUGGGGUUCAGGUCCACCACCCCCGCUCCGUGGCCCGGGACAGUCUCGGAGGCCGGCGCGGCAGCGGGGGAGGACGGGCUGGAGGUCGCGAGGCUGGGGAUCUCGCCGCGUAUUGUGGAGAGACUCGCCGCGCGGGGCAUCACCAGGCUCUUCCCCAUCCAGAGAGCUGUUCUUGAACCAGCAAUGCAAGGGAAAGACAUGAUUGGCCGUGCUCGAACUGGAACUGGAAAAACCUUAGCUUUUGGCAUUCCUAUCAUGGACAGGAUUCUUCGUCACAACGAGAAGAAUGGAAGCGGUAGAAAUCCUUUAGCCAUCAUCUUGGCACCUACUCGAGAACUCGCUCGACAAGUUGAGAAGGAAUUUAGAGAAUCUGCUCCAUUAGACACUCUUUGUGUCUAUGGAGGUGUUCCCAUCAGUCAGCAAAUGAGAACUCUUAAUUAUGGUGUUGACGUUGUGGUUGGAACUCCAGGGCGUGUUAUUGAUCUUUUGAGAAGAGGUGUUCUAAACUUAUCAGAGAUCCAAUUUGUGGUUCUGGAUGAAGCUGAUCAGAUGCUGGCUGUGGGUUUUGAUGAAGCUGUUGAGGUGAUCAUGGAGAAGCUGCCACAAAACCGACAAAGUAUGCUGUUCUCUGCAACAAUGCCUAGUUGGAUCAGAAAACUUACAAACCAAUACUUAAAAGAUCCAGUAAUAAUUGACCUUGUUGGUGACUCAGAACAGAAAUUACCUGAAGGAAUCUCUCUUUAUUCAAUUGUAUCUGAGAACUAUGGGAAGUCCUCCAUUCUUGGUCCAUUGAUUAAAGAGCAUGCUGAUGGUGGGAAGUGCAUUGUAUUUACUCAAACUAAACGAGAAGCAGAUAGAUUGGCAUAUGCCAUGGGCAGGAGUUAUGCAUGUCAGGCGCUGCAUGGAGAUAUCUCACAAAAUCAGAGAGAAAGGACACUCUCAGGAUUUCGAGAUGGCCGCUUUAACAUCCUUGUAGCAACUGAUGUUGCAGCCCGUGGAUUAGACAUACCCAAUGUUGAUCUAGUGGUACAUUAUGAAAUCCCAAACUCGUCAGAGUUAUUUGUUCACAGAUCUGGGCGAACUGCACGAGCAGGGAAGAAAGGCAUUGCCAUUCUAAUGUACACAUAUGAACAAAGUAGAACUGUAAAGGGCAUCGAGCAGGAUAUAGGAUGCAGGUUCACAGAGCUUCCCAAGGUUGCAGCUACAGACGAAGCUGCGGAGCUGUUUAACGUUAUGAGAGACACUCGCUCUAGAUCAGUUGGAACCAGAAGAAGUGGUGGUUCCUCUUUCAGCCAUUACGGUGGCUUUGGCGAACGCCACUCCCGUGGCUUUGGUGAAUUUGACAGCUUUGGCGGUACCCCUAAUCGUGCUGGGUGGUCUGCAGAUGCGGGUUCAAGAUACCGUGGCGGGUUUGGGGAUUCUCGACAAUCUUCUCAACCAUCCAAUGGCUUUGGCAGGUCCAGCGGGUUUGGAGAUUCUCGGCGAGGUCCUCAAACUUCUAAUGGCUUUGGCAGGUCUAGCUUCAAUCGCUCAGGUGGAUUUGGCGACUUUGGAGAAGGCAACAGCAGAGGUGGUAACUCGGAGUUUCGUUUCACCAGGAGAUCCGAUGAUUCAGACCCUUCACGGUAUGGCAGAAGCUCUAAUGGUUUUGGCACCUCUGAUUUCGGCAGACCAGGCAGCAGUAAGGAUUAACCAUCGGGUCAGAGGAUUUAACUGUGUACAGCUCCGAUGAGCCUUUGGACCACUAGUGUUUUUCUUGCAUGAAUAAGUUUACCAAUCUCUCUGUGUAGUUCGUUUGUAUGUUGGGUUGUUUGAGAAACAUGUAUGCUCUGUGAAUAUUUGUGAUGCUUUUUAGGGCAGAAUAAUUGGGAUGCAUGUCUCUGGUACUCGUUGUAUUUCAUGGGAAAAAAACUCAUCUUCUGCCCCCUCAUGAAAGUUUGGGCUGGGCGCCAGUUCCCUGAAA
Hordeum vulgare subsp. vulgare (domesticated barley) is the source of this 2207-nucleotide messenger RNA. RefSeq names its product DEAD-box ATP-dependent RNA helicase 53-like. NCBI's taxonomy places the organism in Eukaryota, Viridiplantae, Streptophyta, Magnoliopsida, Poales, Poaceae. The coding region runs from base 65 to 1936 and encodes 623 amino acids. The transcript is spliced from 7 exons. Gene Ontology annotation, molecular function: ATP binding; nucleic acid binding. The record is from RefSeq and is a predicted model, not a curated record.